Messenger RNA from Agrilus planipennis (emerald ash borer), 2506 nucleotides. Its product is annotated as alpha-(1,3)-fucosyltransferase C-like. Gene Ontology annotation, molecular function: alpha-(1->3)-fucosyltransferase activity. Gene Ontology annotation, cellular component: membrane. The transcript has a single exon. Bases 321 to 1445 code for a protein of 374 amino acids. Lineage: Eukaryota; Metazoa; Arthropoda; Insecta; Coleoptera; Buprestidae. The record is from RefSeq and is a predicted model, not a curated record.
UUUGCGAACAGUAAUCUAAUCUACGUCUACCCUUCUUAGCUUCCUCUUCUGCUUCUAAUGCCUCCUACUGGUUCUUUAUAUCUAGCAAUCUUCUAAUUUUUUCUAUUAAGUAGCAAUUUCCUAAACUGAUAGAAAGUAAUUAAAUAUUUCUUGUUUGAUAACAGUAAAAAUGAUGAUGAUCCUACCCGUUUUACAGUACUGUAAAAAUAACUAAGAUAGCAACUGCAUGAUAACAUUUUUAUCAGCAUUUACCAGCAUUAAACAGAGCGGAAGUAAGACAGUUAGAAACAGCAUUCGCAGAAUAACAGUGAAUUUAAAAUAUGAAUAAUUUUAAGAAACGUAAACGUUUAAUAUUUGUGAGUAUAGUUUUUGUUUAUUUGAUUUUCCUAUUUUUGAAUGAGCUCACAAUAAAAAAGUCGAUGCUGGUUGCUCCUCUGACGAACCUUACCGGUCCAUCGUUGAAGUAUAUUCUGUACUGGACUCCUUUCUUUGACCGGAAAGAUUUCUGUAUCGGCUUUGGAAGCGAGCCUUUCAAAAGUUGCGAAUAUAAAAAUUGUUUCUCCACUGAUAAUAGAUUCCUGAUUCCCGAAGAGUUAUUUGAUGCCAUUUUAUUCCAUGCGACCUACUCUAAACUUGAACACGGUACUCCUCGGAAAAGAAGAAAGCAACAGAAGUAUAUUUUCAUGAAUCUGGAAUCUCCAUUGCAUACGACGGACUUAAAACAAUACAAUUCCUUUUAUAACUGGACCAUGACAUACAGAUCAGAUUCAGACGUUUUCAGACCAUACAGUUAUAUUCUUCAAAAUGAAACGGAUUAUGUUCUUCCAAGCGUCGAUUCUGUUAUGAAGAGAGACAAAUUGGUGGCUUGGUUUGUAUCGAAUUGUAACUCGAAGAGUGGAAGAGAAAACUUUACAAGAGAACUACAAGAAUAUUUACCCGUCGACAUUUAUGGGGACUGUGGCCAAUAUAAAUGUGCUAAACAAGUAACUGACUAUAAACAAUCCAGCGAAGAGUGUUACGAAAUGAUAGAGAACAAUUACUUAUUUUAUCUCUCCCUUGAAAAUUCUUUAUGCAAAGACUACGUUACUGAGAAAAUGUACAAUGUGUUGAAAAGGAAUAUCGUUCCGGUCGUGUACGGUGGUGCAAAUUACACCCAAAUAGCUCCCCCUUAUUCUGUAAUAAACGUGAACGAUUUUGAUUCAGUUAAGGACUUGGCGAACUAUUUGAUUUAUUUAAGUAAAAAUAUUAACGAAUACAUGAAAUAUUUUGAAUGGAAAAGGAAUUAUUAUGUUGAAACUUCAAAUCAACUUAGUUCAUGUGAAUUGUGUAGAAAACUUAACGUGGAUCAAAGUGAUAAAGUUUAUGUUGACUUGAACGCGUGGUGGUGGGGUCCCGAAAAAAGGUACUGUAAGAAACCACCCUUAACAUUUUAUAAAGAACAUUAAAGGUAGUGCUACAUGAAUACAGUUAACAACAAAAGACCAAAUUUUUAUAUUAUCUUGUUAAAAGUUAAAGUCUGUUAUAUUGAUACUAAAGACAAGUCAAAUUUUGAUUAAAUACUCAAUACGUAUAAACGUUUUCUUUUUACCUUUCACCUAGACUGUAUAAAUUACAUUAAAAUUUAUAUUAUUUGCACAUUGUAGCAUGAAUGAACCAUUAUUUUGACUAAAAAUAUCAAACGUUCAGUAAUUAAAUUAAAUGUCACAAACUAAUUAUCUGCCACGCAGUUAUUUAUAUAUUUAAACGUUAUCAUUAAUGAAAACAAAAAAUUAUGUAAAACACCAUUUCACGUUUGUCGAUGUGCCAAAAUUUAAGUAUAUAUAGAUAACGAUUUAAACAGUCGUGUGCACAAAAUGAAAAAUUAGUCUCCUGCAUAUCUAAUCUGUCUAAGAUUAUCGCAGAAAUUAAUCGAGGGGGAAUAACUGCAUAAUCAAAUAAAAAGAAAACGAAGUUAAUUUCGUCAAUUCUGUAAUUGGCGAAAUUAACUUCGUUUUCUUUUUAUUUGGAUAUGAAUACAGACGAGAUUAACUUCUUAACACACAAAUAAGUGAAUAUUGUUUUAAUGAGCAUCAAAGUUAGCCAAUAUUGAUUUGGCUAAUUGAUUAAUUCUUAACCGAUUUUGAUGAUUGAGAAUUCAAUUCGUAAGAGAUUCUAAUAAUAAUAAAUAAAUUUUCCAGUUACUAUUAAAAUGCGUAACAAAGUUGUGAUUAAAAAUUGUAAAAAUUAAUGCGUUUCAGUGAGAAAUAUUGAAAUUAUAUCAAAAUAAAUGAGAUACUCGAAUUCAGAACGUUCGCGUUAGUUAGAAUUAAGUCUCACUUAGUUAAACUUAAAGAAAAAAAUUGCUCAACAUGAUGACGGAAUCCCAUGGAAUCGGAAAACAUACCGCUACUGGGGACACCCCUUCUACUCAGUUCUGCAAGAAGCUAAGACGACCAUUUCGAAGGGCAUAUUUACUUUGAGUGAUUUUUCAUCUUUGUUUAUAAAUCGUCUAUAAUAACAUUGUGAU